AUGGAUAAAAGUUAUGUGAAAUCUAUCUUAGAAGGAUUAAAAUCGACGUCUUCAACGCGCGUACAGGAAACGUUGCUCAAGAUAAGAAGUAAAAUAACUACUAAUGAUGAAGGUAUUAAGCUGUUUCGGCAGAGUGGUGGACUGGACUAUUUACUGCCCCAUUUGCGUAAACCUAAUGAAAGAAUCCUUGAUAUCACGCUUAGCAUACUUGGAAAUUGUUGCUUAGAGGAAGAAAGCAGCUUAAAGGUUGGAAAAUUAAAUAGUUUUGGACCGUUGGUGGCUAUAUUGAAGACAGUGUGCCGUGAUAGCAUUGUAGGCCGAGCUUGCCGAGUAAUCGGCAACUUGGCACAAAGGAUGAGCAAUGCAGAGGGCUUGCACAAUCAUGGCACUGUUGCAGCACUCGUCACUCUCAUUGAAAAUAGAGACAAAAAUACAUCUUGUGCCACAUUAAGUAUGGCUGUUAGAGCAAUAAGACAACUAUGGAUGGUGGUAGACAAAAGAGAAGAAAUGCUUACCCAGAAUGCUGUGAGAUGCAUAGCCAUAUUACUUACAACAGAGUGUGAUGCAGCUGGCAUCAUAAAGUCCUCUAACAAUGCUUUAAAAGAAACAGAUGGGCUUAGGAAAAGUCAGGAAGAACUAAUCACUGGAAUAUUAAAAUGCCUUGGCUAUUUUACUACUCAUUCAUCUAUUCAAUGUGCAGAACAGAUCCAAGGAGAUGGGAGAGGUUAUCAAUGCUUGGUGGCCCUGACAAAGUCUUUUGAGUCUUUAGCACUCAAGUGCCUCAUGAACCUUUGCUACCUGUCCUCUUGCAGGCCUUUACUUGGUACUGCUGGCUUGGUGGAGUGUCUUGUGGGGAUAUUGCAAAAGACUUCAGGUGUAUCUUGGUGGCCUGAAGGUGCUGCCAAAGCUUUAGCUCAGCUCAGUGGUGAAGCAGUGAACAGGUCCAGAUUGAGGCACAGUGGUGGCCUGGCCCUGCUAGUGGCAGCAGCUCGAGUCAAUCCAUUUGCAAUGCAUGCGUUGUUGCAGUAUGUGUUUGAUGAUACAGCAUUCCAAAUACUUGUAAAUGAAGGUCUCAUAGGUCUAUUGACUGAUGAACUUACAAAUUAUUUAACAACUAUGGAUUAUGAACAUAAUAACUUGGAACAUGCAGAUAUGUUAAGUGAGGCUGUAGAUUUGCUCAAAGUAAAAGAGAAAACAAUCUCCAACACUAAGGCAGAUCAUGUUACUCAAAAAACUUUUAUUGCCACUGUGAGUGCUUCAGAACCUGAUGUAAAUAAAUUGAAAUCUCGAAACAAAAAGCAAUUAACAUUGAAAACUGAAGAUGAGUUGAAAGUAGUUAUAGAAAGAGAUAACAUGAUUGUUGGUUUUGUGGACGCCAUCGACGAUAGCGAUGCGAGCGACGAGAGCCUAAGUGAAGACGAACACGCGUUGCCUAGACGUAAGUGCCUAAAAAGAGCUAGGUCGGGGAGUCCUAAAGUUGCCAAAAAAAAAUCACAACUCAUCAAAAUGGCAAGCAAAGAUUGGGCAGCUGGAGUGUACUGGGAACCUAAAAGCCCUGAAUGGCCUUUGAAUAUGCAGCCAUCAACGUCGCGCGCGCCAUUGAGUCCCGAUAGAUCCGACCAAGGGCAGAUGUCGCCUUAUUCCGACGGAAAUGCGUCGGGCUUUAGUCCAGAAUAUGCUGGUGGAUCCAGUAACAAGAGGCCUAGAUGGGAUUGGAGUCCCGAAUCAGGAGUUAGCAGCGGCGAUGCGAGUCCGUACUGGAACAACUAUCAAUGGAGUCCUAGCAGCUCUGGUCCCACAUCACCUUUUAGUGUCAAUGAGGAUAGUUCCGACUCCGAGAUAUCAGGACGUUACUCGCCGGUAUGCAGCGACACAGAGGGCGACUCUGUAGAAAUGUCGGUGGCUGCUAGUGCCACAGCUGAGUUAGACGCCGCGCAGGUCGCGCAAGACCUCGACGAGCUUAUCAUGGAGGAUGACGAAAGUGUCGAUGGGGAAACUCCGUUAGAAGAAGCCGCGUCAAAACUAGACACCAACACAAAGACAUCCCGUAUAGCGUGCGUCCUAGUGCUCCUAUUCCGCGUGUCUCACGGCGCGUGCACCCAAACUGGGGGCGCCCGCGAGGAAGCCGCGCCCAACCACACCUUGGAUAUGCUGACGGGCCGAGAGUGCCUCAACGCGUUGCUGGAUUAUGUCGAGAGGUGCAAGCGACCUCUGGGGCGAGCGGCCCGGAUACUUGCCAGAGUUCUAAGCAAUGCAUUGUGUUUGAUGAGCAUCCUAAAACACAGACUAGCCUUACGAUUACACAGCAUGUCAGUUAAUUCAAAACAUCCACCCACAAAAUGUCAACAGUGUAAACAAAUACUAAGACUAAGUGCGAAACUGCUGAAACAAUUAACAAUCCUGGCAGAAUCCAAUUAUGGAAUUGGUGAAAUUAGUUAUCAGCUUUUAAAAGGCAGUUGCACUAUGAAGCAAACAUUGGCUUUGACGUUACCUUAUAUCGUUAGAACCGAAAAACCAUUGAAGAAGUACUUCAUUGACUGUAGUGGCUUAAAUUGUUUAUUUACGAUCAUAUCCGAUUCUAAAGAAGACAUACAAGAUUGUGUGACUGCUCUUGCAAAGUUGGCUACAAAUGUGCAUAUCAAGGAUCCAAAAUCCCUGGAAAAGAGGUUUAAAGAUCAUGUCUAUGUGAGCUAUGACCCAAUUUUAGACAAUCUCUCUGCCGAUGAAAUAGUGAUAUUUCAACUAGACGACUUGUCUACUGUACAGGCAAAUAAGGUGUUUCUGUGCCAGAAUUCAGAAUAUUUCAGUGCUAUGUUAAUGGGAUGUUUCAAAGAGUCUAUUGAAAAAUGCGUCAAAUUGUCCGAUGUCUCAAGACCAGCUCUUGAAUAUUUACUUACUCUAUUGCACUGUGGUAUUAAUAAUCCAAAAUGUGAUGUGCAAGUGUUUCCUAUGGCUGAAACCUUAGAAACUAAUUUAGAAGUCCUUUUGUUGGCUGAUAGAUAUUUGUUUGACAAACUCAAAGAGUUACUCAGCAGUGCUAUUUUACAGUUCCAAAUGACACCAGAAAAUGCUGAUAAAAUUUAUAUUUGGUCUCUGAGUAAAGGUAUGGGAUUUUUGUGUGUUGAAUCAGUUGCCUAUUUAUUAACUGGGAAAAUGUGCGAGAAGUUACGUACACAGUCAUUUAGUACAAUAUUAAGCCUGGAAUACAAAGACCAGUGGCUAGACGAUAUUAAAUCUAUGAUCAAAAGGCAAUUAGUUAAAUAAUUUGGUUUGUUCUCUUCAACACAUAUUUAACAAUAGUUUUAAAAUACGAAAUAUCGCA
Molecule: messenger RNA, 3322 nt
Organism: Ostrinia furnacalis (Asian corn borer)
Lineage: Eukaryota; Metazoa; Arthropoda; Insecta; Lepidoptera; Crambidae
Gene: Rnb
Product: BTB/POZ domain-containing protein Rnb
Exons: 12
Coding region: 1-3264 (1087 amino acids)
Biological process (GO): anatomical structure morphogenesis
Cellular component (GO): cytosol
Molecular function (GO): protein binding
Source: RefSeq, a predicted model, not a curated record